AUGAAUGGUGCGAGGAGACGACCGCAGCGGCCAUGCGAUAACUGUCGCCGCAGAAGGAUUCGGUGCCUAUUUGGCUCGGAAGCGGCAGCAGACUGCGUCUUGUGUGUCUCUCGGAACACCCAAUGCACAUACGUACAGAGUGCGCCCAGCAAGAAACGAGCGGGUCCUGUCGCAGAGGUGCCAGUCGAUGAUAAUGGUCGCCAGAGACCAUCAAUCUUAGGGAGAGCUGAUUCAGAUGAGCAUUAUUCAACGAGUCCUACGACGCUGCCCACCAACAGCCUCUUGGCCCAGACCCUCGGUCAUCAAAAUCGACAGACGAUCGAAGUCGUCGGCUCAUCGGGGAACUUCGACAUUAGCUUGGCGAAGCAAUCUGGUCUAGGUCUGAAGCCGCCACAGACCCUUCGAUACGCUGACCAUGACACAAUCUUCGUCCUGACGCCAGACAGGCCGGAUCAGAUAGCUUCAGACUUCGCAGACCUCGACGAGAUUGAGGACUGCAUAAAACCGUAUGGCGCCCAGCUCGUGGCGCUAUACUUUCGCAUUGUACACCCGAGUUUCCCCAUUCUCCACAAGAACGUCUUCCUGGAGAAGCAUGGUAGAAGCUAUCGGGAGAGCACGCCCAUAGGACUUGGUGCUGUCUAUGUGAUGGCCCUGAAUUGGUGGUCGUAUAGCUAUGAGCUCGCUGACUUGCCCAAGCCGAAUGCCGAAGUUCUGGAGACAAAGGUCCAGCGAAUGCUCUUCAAUGCUCAUAAGAGGCCCAAGAUCUCGGACCUUCAGGGCGGUCUGGUUCUGAUGCAAUCUCCUGCCGCUGCCACUUGGGCCAUAACUGGCCUGCUUCUAGCUAUGUCGCAGAAUCUUGGUGCCGACUGGGAAAGAGGAGUUCGCAAAAGGGUUGCAUGGGCUAUGUACAUGCAAGACAAAUGGGCAGCCCUGAUCCAUGGACGUGGAUCUCACAUCAAGGACGACGAUUUUGACGUUCCAACGCUUUCGGGUACGGACUUUCCCGAGACCGCCAUUGAUGACAACGACGAAGAGGGAAGUGCAGCAAUCGAGCAGGGCAAGCAGACCUUCAUGUACAUGGUCACGCUAACGAAGAUUGUCGCUCGCAUCUUGGAUCAGUUCUUCACGCUGAAGGUUGCAAAACAUCCCCUGCAUUUGCAGGCCGCGCUGGAGCAAGCGAAGCCGUUGCAGCUAGAGCUGAAAGCCUGGUACACCAGCAUCCCUAAUUCUUUAUCCGUCGAAGAAACAGUAUCGAGGAAGCUCUCCUCGGUUGGCUACCUGCACCUUGCCUACUACACCGCUGAGGUGACACUCCAUCGUGCCAUUUUGCGCGCCUGCGCUUACUCCCAGGACCGGCCAGAUCUGAUAGCCGUCGCCCGAAAAGCCGCUAAUGACAGAUUCGAUGCUGCCUUGGCGUUUGUAGGUCGUCUCAAGGGAGAGCACCUGCAGAGCUUCUGGUACUUCUCGUCAAGCGCCGGCUUGGCAAUCAUUGGCCUUCUCGCCGCAAUCCUACAGGCAACGGCCCUUACGCUCGAAGAGCAAGAGAUGUACAGAAAGCGGCUCGCGGAAUAUCGUUGGGCGCUGCGUAUCAAUGCCAAGAGUACCGAGCUUUUCAGCGCAGCAAUUACGCUACUUGAUUCACGGACGCACAUGCUUGACAAGAGCGCCAGUCAGAAGCACGUCACAUCAGGCAGUGUUACGUCCCCAGACACUAUGAUCUCACCGGAUCAGCAAGAACAAACGCAGGAGCUCGACGAUAUAGCCGAUAUGGCUAUGCCCGACCAAUUGCCGAACAACGUCACGAGCGACACGUGGACAGAGGACUACUAUGAUUUCAACACUCCAUAUACAGCAGAAGUAGGUUGGGCUGAUCUGGCUGCUUAUGCACCAGCUCAGGAAUGA
Molecule: messenger RNA, 1902 nt
Organism: Cyphellophora attinorum
Lineage: Eukaryota; Fungi; Ascomycota; Eurotiomycetes; Chaetothyriales; Cyphellophoraceae
Product: Transcriptional activator protein DAL81
Exons: 2
Coding region: 1-1902 (633 amino acids)
Biological process (GO): DNA-templated transcription
Cellular component (GO): nucleus
Molecular function (GO): zinc ion binding; DNA-binding transcription factor activity, RNA polymerase II-specific; DNA binding
Source: RefSeq, a predicted model, not a curated record